ACGGUUAGCUGCAAAUGUUCAAAAAAUGAUUGAGUUCAAAAGUAUUUAAAAAUGUUAAAAACAACCUGCUCAAAGCAGAUUCAUUAGGAGCAUAGUGUAUUUCACUUGUUUUCGCAUAUUUUCUUGUUUUAUUCUGUUUAGCAUGUAGUAUUAAAUUGUAUAAUAUGGUGAAAUUUUAAACAUGCCAAUCAAGUGACCUGUGUUUUUAAACUCAAUUUGAAGUAAUUUCUAAAUAAUCGAUACACAAAAAACAUGAGCCGAUCAACAGCGAAACAAUCGCUACCAAAUCUAGCAAGAUCACUGAAAGCCGUCGAAAAACUAUCCGUGAAUAAUGCCGCUAGUCAACAAACCUGCAAACAUGUUACUCAAACCUUCAAAUAUAUCAUUGUCGUAGAUUUCGAAGCCACUUGCUGGCCUAAGGAAACACAAAAAUGGAAAAAAUACGAGAUUAUUGAAUUUCCUGCAGUGCUGCUAAAUUUAGAAACCGGCAAAAUAGAGGCAGAAUUUCGCCAGCAUGUCAUGCCGGUUGAGAAUCCGAGACUGAGUGAAUUUUGCACUGAACUAACCGGCAUCCGGCAGGAACAGGUGGAUGCCGGAGUGCCUCUGAACACUUGCCUUUUAUUAUUCGGCAAAUGGCUGCAGAAAGUUCUGGCGGAACGAAAUCUAUCUCUACCGAAAACAAAUCCGUAUGACCAAACCGGAAGUGUAGCAUUUGCAACCUGGUCCGACUGGGAUUUGGGAGCAUGCUUGAGCAAAGAAUGCGCUCGAAAACGAAUCGCUAAACCAGCCUGCUUCGAUCUGUGGAUCGAUGUUAAAGCUAUUUACAUGCAAUUUUAUCAGCGCCGCCCUGAGAGCUUUGCAAAUGCUCUGACAAAUUUGGAUAUAGUUUUUGAGGGGAGGCAACAUUGUGGAUUGGAUGAUUCGCGCAACAUUGCCAGGCUGAUAAUGCGCAUGUGCAAGGAUGGUGCUAAUUUUGUGAUCACCAAAGAUUUGAAGCCUUUUAACGUUUUCAGGGGUAAAUAAAGACAGCAGCUUUCAUGAAAAGCUAAUAAAUACCUUGUUUUUUUCUAACAUUUUUUUAUUUAAAUCUUUCCAAAGUGGCAGAAAUUAUUAGGAAAAUAUGAUUCACUACUUGAGGCUCGCGUAUAUACUUUGAAUUCAUGCUAAUUCAAUAGACUCGCGUUUAAAUGUUGCUGAUAUUGCUAUCUAAAGAUUGUUUAACGAUUUUAGUGAGUUCGUGUGCGAUAAGGUGUUAUUAAAUACCUUAAAGAUAGGCAUUGAGGUUAUUGAAUUGGUACGUAUUCAGAACAUACAAGUAAGCCUCAAGUUGUGAAUCAGCCUCACUAUUGAAUCGAAAAAGUUAUAUUGUUUCGGCACUAGUUUGAAUCUGUCGAUUAAAAAUACUUUUGUUUCAAUUGA
Wyeomyia smithii (pitcher-plant mosquito) is the source of this 1419-nucleotide messenger RNA. Its product is annotated as ERI1 exoribonuclease 2-like. The transcript is spliced from 4 exons. The coding region runs from base 253 to 1023 and encodes 256 amino acids. Lineage: Eukaryota; Metazoa; Arthropoda; Insecta; Diptera; Culicidae. Gene Ontology annotation, biological process: exonucleolytic trimming to generate mature 3'-end of 5.8S rRNA from tricistronic rRNA transcript (SSU-rRNA, 5.8S rRNA, LSU-rRNA). The record is from RefSeq and is a predicted model, not a curated record. Gene Ontology annotation, molecular function: nucleic acid binding; 3'-5'-RNA exonuclease activity.